This is a messenger RNA of Anopheles funestus (African malaria mosquito), 768 nucleotides long. It is a transcript of the gene RpL17, whose product is annotated as 60S ribosomal protein L17. The transcript has 3 exons. Gene Ontology annotation, biological process: cytoplasmic translation. Lineage: Eukaryota; Metazoa; Arthropoda; Insecta; Diptera; Culicidae. Gene Ontology annotation, cellular component: ribosome; cytosolic large ribosomal subunit. The coding region runs from base 104 to 667 and encodes 187 amino acids. The record is from RefSeq and is a predicted model, not a curated record. Gene Ontology annotation, molecular function: structural constituent of ribosome.
AAGCGGAAGCUAAACUGUCAAAUCGUUGGAAGUCUCUCUUUCCGGCAUCUUGCAAGGUUAGUGACGGAAGCGCAUUGCAAUUGUUGUCGACUUCGGAUUCAAGAUGGGUCGUUAUGCGAAGGAACCCGAUAAUGCCUCCAAAUCGUGCAAAUCGCGUGGGUCGAACUUACGGGUGCAUUUCAAGAACACCCGCGAAACGGCACUAGCCAUUAAGCGCAUGCCGCUACGUCGUGCUCAGCGAUACUUGAAGAACGUGAUUGAAAAGAAGGAAUGCGUACCUUUCCGUCGUUUCAAUGGUGGUGUGGGCCGUUGCGCUCAGGCCAAGCACUGGGGCACGUCGGUCGGCCGUUGGCCGAAAAAGUCCGCGGAGUUUUUGCUGCAGUUGCUGAAAAACGCCGAAGCAAAUGCUGACUACAAGGGUCUGGAUGUAGACCGACUAGUGAUUAACCACAUCCAGGUGAACCGCGCACCCUGCCUACGUCGUCGUACGUACCGUGCGCACGGUCGCAUCAAUCCGUACAUGUCAUCGCCGUGCCACAUUGAGCUGUCGCUGACGGAGAAGGAGGAUGUUGUAACUAAGGCCACCGACGACUCGGAGCUGGCGAAGAAGAAGCUGUCCAAGAAGAAAUUGCAGAGGCAAAAGGAGAAGAUGAUGCGCAACGAAUAAGGAGCGUGAACCGUAUUCUUGCAAUGUGCAAAAUUGUUCUUUAGGUUGGCGAAUAAAACUGUCAUCGAAAACGCCAGAGGAGAGGAAAGUGAACAAAAUCA